Porites lobata is the source of this 7907-nucleotide messenger RNA. NCBI's taxonomy places the organism in Eukaryota, Metazoa, Cnidaria, Anthozoa, Scleractinia, Poritidae. The record is from the annotation of a GenBank genome assembly.
AUGAAAAAGAGUAUACAGACCUACUUACGGGAUUCUGGAUGGGAGAUGAGGGUGCAGAAUGCUGUGUAUGCUCAGUUAAAGAGGUCAGUAUUUCUUGGUUUUCGUCAGCAACAAAGUAACAUCCUCAAUUAAGCUAUAAAUUUAAAGCUUCUAAAACCAAUUUUUUUUCAACUAAAAGACACCUAUAUUGACCCUGCAUCUUGAGUAAGGAAGAGACAAGGAGGUUGUGCCAGAAUUGUGUAAAGCCUUUGAGGCUGCUGCAGUGCAAACUUCUGGACUGUAGUCAAAUUAUCUUGUUUUCUUUCAUUAAACUGUUUUUUCGGGUACAAGCAUCUGUUUAUUGAUAACCGAUAGUCAUAACUGAGCCCACUGUGGCAAGCGCAUGGCCGCUAAGCUUGGGUUCAAAACAUGGGUCCUAGCAACUUGCUGGGCAUGCUCAACAAAGAUCUUACUUGAUUCAUGGUGAGUCCUUUCUGAAUUCACCAAAAUGAAGCAAGCGAAAGAAAAUCUCUGCUGGCAGGGUGCCUAAGAAGUUCAGUAUAAUGUUGCAACAAGGAUUAGUUGGCAAUAAUACAGUGUAUGUCACCAAUAGAACAUAAGUCUGCAUAGUACUGAUGUGGUUUUAUAACCAAAUGUGUUUUUGGUACUGUGGAUUUUCUUGGAGCAAUCUGCAUUAAGUCUCCUGUGUGAAAGCAAAGUUGUAAAUUUUAAGUCUUUACGUGUGUACACUGUAUAUAGUACACUGUCAGACUAAUGGUAAGGGUCAGUAAAGUGACUUGGAAUAACAAAGAUGUGAUGAUAGGUUGUAAUAAUUUCAUUUCCAAGCCCCUGACAUCCAACUGAGAGUUACAUUAAUUUUGAUCUGUUUACACUGAAGAUGCAGGCUGGUGAAUGUUCUACGACACAGAUAGUGCUGAUGUGUGCUCGAUCACAGACUUAAUUCAAAUGAUUACACAAUUACAAAACCUAGGAGUUAUUUCAGAAUGUCAAUCUCGUGCCUGUAAAAUACGAUCCUUUUAUUGUAUUAAAAUAGAAACUUUUAGAUCACAUAACGUACAUUAUUUUUCUUCCUUUUGGUUAAUGAUAAUUUGAAAACCAAAAAUAAUAAUGAUAAGAGAAAUUACUAGCCCUUAAACUAUUUGCUACAAAGUGUCAAUCAAUGUGUCUGAGCAUAGCUCAAUGUCAAUCAGAGAAAAAUCAAUAAACACCCAUCAAUAGAUGACCAUUCCUGAGUUUUAAUUUGGCUUUGAAACGACCAUUCGUUAUGAUCCUUAAUUAGACAUAGUCCUUCAGUUAUGCAGGCUUUCUGGUAGCUCUUUUGGGCCUUAAUGACACUGCAAUAGGCGUUUCACUGGGCAGCCUCACUUCCCAGUCUUCUCCUCAGGCGCUUCGUUUUUCGCGUGGCAGAGGCGAGCGCGAAACGAGUGACUGGUGAUGAACCGCAAGGGACCAUGGGAAGGGUACAGACGGCAGGCGAAGUUCAGGGCGGAAAAACGUAAUGAGCAUGCGUGGACUUUUUAGCCCAGAUCCCCUGGCCGGGUUUGAAAAAAUGGCGGGUUUUCAAAUAUUUUAUUGCCUAAAAAUAAAAUGUUUCCACUCAUAACCUGGAAAGAACAGGCAAUUUGUCUUCAAAAGUUGCAAGCUGUGGCUAUAACCUUGUCGUUACUUAAUUUUCUCGAAGAAUACCUCAUAGUAAAACGGACUUUAACGACAUUAAUUUCCUACCCUGCGAGCAGAGGCUACAUUUUCGCGGUAUGAGCUGGCGUGCGAAAAGUACUUUUCGCACGCCAGCUCAUACCGCGAAAAUGUAGCCUCUGCUCGCAGGGUAUUAAUUUCCUUGCGUUGUACUGGAAAUGUGCAUGCGUGGUCCGAUUUUUUUCAAGAUGCAUUCACGAAAUGUGUUCAUAUAAGGAAGUUCCUGGAUAUGUAAGGUCCGGAACUCCACUGUGGACACAAAAACAACAUAUCUUUGGACAGUAAUUUGCCCAAAAAAAUUAACGCUUGCCCACAAUGUGUUUGAAGUCACUGAACUUUGUCUCACUUGAGCUGACAUUUUAAACCCUCGCUCGAUCGGACACUCGUGGUUUCGCAGAUCACUAAAAUAUAAACAAAAUCCUCAAUGUAGAAGGCUAGAAGUUAUUGCGUUGAUAUGUGGGCAGAAAAAAGGUCAAUCUUUAUCCAGUAAAAUCUUCCCAAAAAUCGGUUUCAAAGCAACUAUAGUUUUUUAAACUUGCUCGUUUCGCGCCGAUAUAUAAAUUUUGCUUUGUGUUGUCAAGUUGAACACGCAUAACAUCUGUCAAAAACCAACGCGUAAGUAGGAUUUCCUUCAAACAAAGUUAAAGUUACAUUAUUUCAAAAACUUCUUGCUGACAAUGAAGAAAUGAAUUUUCUGUGCGAAAACAACCUACCUAAAGAUCUUAAAAGCAAAAGAUCAGUUGCAACUUGGCAGCCAAGCCAUGAUUCACCAUAGCUAUUUUCAAUAAGGUUAACCGGUCCAUGCGAGGGUCUUCGUUUAAGCAAAUUAAACUCAGCCGAUCAUUAGAAAAUACAGAAAAUUGCACAUAAGGGUUUGUUUUGCUCACCUCAGUCAAAUCAAGCUGCAGCAAUUGUUUACGAGAAAAGAGUCAAUUGUUUUGAAGCCACUGCCGGGGGUUAUCGUUCUCUACUUCCCAGCGAGUGAAAAGGACAAUUUGCGUACAGAAAGUUAUUCUUCAGAAAGAACAGAAACUUUCACAGUUCACUGGAAAACAAAACUAUGUAAUGAAAAAUGAAAAAACUCUGACUAUUAUUACUUGAGAAACAGGAAAAUGAUCUUGAGUAAGCUUGCUGGCCUUCUAUCUCCGAGAAAGUUUAAUAAGAGCACAAGUUUGUUCACUCUGAUGCGUUAUAACAGCAAUAUGGUUCUUUGACUGAAGACAAAGAUAAAGCUGGUUCUGCAAAGGUAAUAAAUCUGGGCAUGUAAAAAAGUAACCGUAAGUACUAACAACAGAAUACAAGCGGGUUUUAAUUCAACCCGGCGAAAUCAACUCAUAAAUUAAUCGGAUGCACAAUCAGAAAAAUACUCGCCUCUUAAGAAAUGUUCAAAAACCUUUAUUCCACCUCAGACUGACGGAAUGAUGCGAUUUUCCUUUAACAUUGGUUGUUCUGAAUCCAAAGUAAUUUUCAAGCGACGAAAAAAAAGCAAACAUGUCAAAUAAAAAUGCUUUACAGGGAGCAAACGUUCGCACCUCGUGCAUUUCGUUCAGAACUCCAGCAACAAAUAAACACAAUUGACACACAGAAAAGCCCGCCUUGAGCCUGCGAUAAGGGAUGCGCAGAAGCUUGCGCAGAACGUUUUUCCGCCCUGAACAGGCGAAGCGCCUGCCAGAUCUUGUGUCGUUUUCUUGUCAAAAAAGUCGUUUUCUUGGCACGGCCCAAUUUUUGGUCUUUUUAAGUCUUGGAAGCGAUCAAUUUUAGUAGCAUAUUGUUGUAGACAUUGUAAACUUUGAGCACACAGGUGAAUGGCUCAAAAUUUCAAAACCUGAGGUAGAAAUAACCGACAGGCUGCAAAGGAGUCGGAUUCUGCUGGAUUCUUACGAAUCGAAGACCUCUAACAAAAUAUUUGAUGACUUGACGGUAUCGGGUUAGCCUCCCACGCAGGCGUUUUUAGGGGAGCUCGUAUUUCUUCUCUCCCCAUGUGGGGAGGGAAGAAAUACGAGCUCCCCUAAAAACGCCUGCGUGGGAGGCUAGUAUCGGGUAGGUCUUAUAUUUUAGUAUUUGACUUGUCGUUUAUUGCAGAAUCCGGAUUAGUAAAGUACAGCACCGGCGAUUAUAAUUCUAUUUUUCGCUCUUUUAGGCCUAAUCCACCGAACAACGAGCAAGUAACCUUGUGAAUUGAAAGAAGUGCAAGGCCUAGCUAGAUUGUGCAAGGUCAGGAGUUGAUUAUCAAGACCACAUUAUGUCCUUACACCAAGAUUUAAGUCUGCGACGUUACUAAUUCUGAAACCAGGGACAGAUGGAUAUAUUUCAGUAGACGCUUUUGACAAAAUAAAUAAAAAUGAAUAACUUGUUGAAGCUUAAAAUUCCUAACUCUCGGUAUAAGAUACCUAGAUUCUCGAGAGAUAAGUAAUGAACUUUAUUUUCGGAUCAGGGAAGGGGUUGAAGAGAAGGAAGGUGCCAGCAUUGAUCAAUCCAUCAAUUUGGACUACCUCUCUCCAUCUUGAUGAGGGAAACGAAAAUCUCCAGCUAUAAAGGCAGUCUUUUCUAGCUUUAUACUACUACAUCAGAAAUUUCUGCAAUUUGUUGGCUUAGAGCAGUGGUAUUUCAGCUUAAUUUGAAAUACCUACAUGUGAAAAUUACGAACCUUUUGUGGGUAGUAGUAUAAACAAAUAAUAGCAUGAUUUGUACGUGAUAUUUGGCAUAAAUACCACUUGUGAUAUUUCAAAAUUGUCUCAAAUUUCACUCCCCUAACGGCUCGUGAAAUUACGUAUAACAAUUUUGAAAUAUCAUUCGUGGUAUUUAUGCCAAAUAUGACUACAAAUCAUGCUAUUACCUGUACUAAUUUUUUUUAGUAUUUGAAAUACCAGGUGAAAUACCAGGUGAGCUUUCGCGUGAAAACUUGAUAUCUUCACAUGUGAAAAUAACAUGUUAUCUUCACAUGUGAAAAUAUGACCUUUGCUAUGGCUACAUAAUAAAUCGCGCCUUUCACACCCAAAAACUAUUAAGGUGAAAUGGUGUGGUAUUUCAUUGGUGUUUAUAUAAUAAAUAGAACAUUACAUGGCCGCUUGGAGAUACGAAAUUUCUCUUCUCGUGUUGAAAAAAUAUUUCACGCGUUCGCUGCGCUCACCCAUGAAAUAUUUUUCAACACUCGAAGGGAAAUUUUGUAUCUCCGUGCAGCCAUGUAGUAUCCUCUAUAUAUUGCACAAUAAUUAAAGCUAAAAUAUAUUUAUCGAUUUUAUCUUUUGUAGGAGAUUUUGUUAUUGCUAUCAUUAGUUUUAACUUUAUUUCAUUUUAUUUACGGGUGUAAAAAAAUAAAAUAUUCAUAUUCCUUGCGAUUUGAUUCGAUUUCGAGUAUUGCCUUUCGAUUUCGAUUAUUUCGAUUCGAUUACGUAAAUGUUUCGUAAUUCUUAUAACAUUAUGCGUAAUGUAAACAGCAUGCAACCCUAAAUCCUCAAAUGAAGAAUAGUAACAGAGACAGGAGGAUUCACAGUCGCUUGGUUCGUCGCCAUGUUUGAGAACCUGACAAAGAGUGUGUUGCAUAUGGUUAAUUGCCUUAUUUGGAAAUUCUCAAGGGGAGGUUGAAGGACAGCAGCUUGACAGCAGCUUGAUUAUAAUUUUGUAGUUAAAAUUUCUAGGAAGGGGGUUGGGGGUUAGUAGUUAUGCAGAACCAUCUAUACUUAUCUUAACGUUUUUUGCAUUUCAAGGUAAUUCUGCGUCCAUUGAUAAUUAUUAGAUGAUCUUGUAUUCCUCUGCAACUCCAAAGCAGGUCAAAAACUACCCCUUCAGAAGACUUUUGAGGGGAAUUUUAAGCUACCACAGGUUUGCCAAGAAAGGAAGCAUGUAUAAGAAAUCACAGGGACACCAAUGUUGAAUCUGGAUAGAAUGAUCCCAAGAACUUCGUAAUACUCAGUCUUUCCCACCACCAGUUGGAAUUAGGACAAAAAAUGCAGUCAUUAUUCUCUAAAAUGGCAUUCACAGCAUCUUGUUUGCCAUGAAAUUUGAAAUAUUCAAACACAUUUAUUUUUUUAAAAAAGUGUCUAGGGCAACAUCUCCUGCCUGGCCAAAAUUAAUGGUAGUUACGAUGGUAUCUCAUCAACUACAUCACCCUCUUUAAUCAGGGUAACAAAAUUGUCUAUCAAAUGAAAACCAAAGUUACCAAUAAUUUAUUUAUUAAGACACAAAUGAUGUGUUAUAAAAGAGCAUGACAAAACCAAAUUGGUCUACUGUGUAAUAUCACAAAAACAAAUAAAAAACAAUACAGACAAUAAGUAUUUGCUGCACAUUCGACACAGCUUCAUCAUAAAAUGAGGUAUAUAAAUAAAAAAGUAAGUUGAAUUUAUUUCCACCGGGCUGUGCAUUCAGUGACAAGUCUAGUACCCAGUGAGGUGAUCGAACAAUAAAAAAAUACAAGUAACAAAAAAACCUGGAGCUAGUUUUGUGGCUGUUUUUCCUGUACAUAAGCUUACAUUGUCGAGCAAAUGAUACACAAUGCGAAAUCCUGAGACAAAAAUUUAACAGAUUCAAAAAAUGUUUUAUCAUCUAUUUCAUAACAUAACUUAGAGGUCUUGAGACUAGACUGGUUUGUUGCCUUUUCGAGUAUUCAAGAUACAGCGUGCGGGAAAUAGUAUUUUAAAGCUUUACAAAAUAUUUGGCUUCAUUUGAUUGUUGCGACAAUUCUCAGCUCGCCAUUUUUCACUUCGACUGAAUAGAUCGUUUCAUCACUGGAGACCUUAACAGAAACGAUUACUAACUUACUAACUUUCCUGACCGGCUGUUACCUUGGCGUGCGGCAGUUUCAUUAAAUUAACAGAAUUAAAGGCAAUACUGUCCCGUCCGGGGGCUAGUAGUUUGAAGCUUGAGUCCAAUGUGUGGGGUGGAAACAGCUUCCUCUUCACACACACGACGUGGAUAGGCAAUGAUUUGCUCAAAAUUCGCAAAUGAACAGGGCUGAACUUAUUUUAAAAAUUGCAUAUUGGUCCGCCAUUACUCUUGCCGCCAUCUUGAAAACAAGAUCUGCCAGGCGUCUCGCCCGUUGUCUCCUUCCCGCCUUCCUUUGCUCGCACAUUUUCAUCAAAAUAGAGACGUCUGGGUACGAGGCAGCUCACUUCCCAUGAUGGAUGAAUGCCUGGAGGAAGUAGAGCGCAGCACUCAUCAAGAUGAGUAAGGUUAAAACACACUGAUGUGACAAUACCACCAGCUACGCAGGCUAGCUGAGUCUGUAACUUAAAGUUAUUGUCUUAACUUGCAGACUUUAAUUAAUAAGUAGCGCACUCUUUCUGAUCUCAAAUGUUCUUAUACAGGCCAAUCCUCACUCUUGUCGUCCAAGACUGGUCUAUUGGCUUGAGUUAAUUCUUUAUAACCUAGACUGUACUUCUGUGCAACACCACAAAUAUGUACCCCCUGGAACACGUAGAACUUAAUUUAGUUUUGAUUUCAUGUUGUCUAAACAUUAAUGUCCUGUCUGAAUCCUCAAAUCAAUGCACACAGUUAGUUUGCAGCUAUUUUCAUGUGCACUGUAAUUAGCGAAUUGAAUUACCUGUAGCCAGUUGUUAUACCGGUAGUUAAGUUUCAAGUUUAAUCUCUUUUUAGUUUGCCAGAUGUAUCAUCCAUGCCAGAAACGUUACGGAGCCUAGUGAAGGAACUAUUAGCAUUUAUACGCAAGGCACAGGUAUCGUAAUAAUCAUAUAUGUGUAGCCCAUGGGGGAAACCUGUUUCCGCAGAUGGUCUAUCACGUAAAUUGGGUUUAUGGAGUACAACACAGAAUCCCCCACAAGCAUUAAUUGUACAGUGUAGAAUGAAGGGAAUUUGGAUGUGGAAAGGUUACAUAAAAAUUAUGCAGACCUACUGUGUAUCUGCAUGAGGUCUCUUUCCCCUAAACAUUAUUUUUGUGUACUGAUGCCCACCCACCAAUCAAGAAAAUAGCCUGUCUCUUUUCAAAAGUGUACAUGUGUAAUGUAAUCUUUUUUAUCUGAAAUGAAGCUUGCCUGUGCAAGUCUUGUUUGAUCUGACAUGAUUUUGCUGCAUUUUGUUCCUAGAUGAACGGGGGGAAGAGGAUAGUUAAGAGCAUCAACAGUAUGUGUACUGAGUUAUUGCUUCCACUGGCAAGAAAAGUAAGUUUAAAAUGUGCAAUCUUGUUAUUAUCCUUGCAUAAUAUGACACCCAUGAUCAAUGUAGUUGAGAAAGAGGGAAAUACUUGUGCUCAUGAGUGA